Messenger RNA from Ambispora leptoticha, 1350 nucleotides. Lineage: Eukaryota; Fungi; Glomeromycota; Glomeromycetes; Archaeosporales; Ambisporaceae. The record is from the annotation of a GenBank genome assembly.
AUGAGAAUUCAUAAUCAAAACAAUUUUGAGAUCCUUAUUAUCCUAAGUUUGUUAGCACUUUUGAUCUCAGUUAGUUCAAAUAACCAACGUUAUGUUAUAAUUUUCAAUAAUAAUCACUCAUCUCCACAACCAUUACCAAAUCACGAAUUGCAUUUUGCAUGGAUCAUUAAAAAAUAUAAUAAACAUGUAAUCAAAAGUCAUGCAGAAUUUUCCUAUACUAACAACAAAAUUAGACGAAACAACAACCACAUUAAAUUGGUCAACACAAAUAAAAAAUCUGACAACAAUACAAUUCAUUAUUUUUCGAUUGGCGAUAAUUUUCGCGGUUAUGUUGGCGAAUUUGAUCCUGAAUUCGUCGAAAUAUUAAAUCAACGCGAAGAAGUCGCGUAUGUCACGAAAGAUGAUCAAGUUCAUGUCGCAUUGGAAAAUGAAGAUUAUGUAUGCUACCAUGAAAAAAUCAACGGCGAAACUAAAGAGGAAUUUGGUACUCGAAUUCAAGAGAAUCCUCCUUGGAACUUGGAUCGAAUCGAUCAACGUAAUCUGCCACUUGAUAAUAUUUAUGAAUCUCCGGUGACCGGUGGUCGUCGAGUAAAAGUUUAUGUUAUUGAUACUGGAAUAAAUACGCUUAAUCCAGACUUUGAAGGGCGCGCAGUCUGGGGUACAACAACACGCAAAGAUGCACCUGAUUUUGAUGAUUAUGGCCACGGCACUCAUGUAGCUGGAGUCAUAGCAGGAAGAGUAUACGGCGUGGCGAAAGUAGCGACAGUAAUUGCAGUGAAAGCUCUCUCACGUACUGGUAGCGGAGCAUGGAGUGACGUGAUCGCAGCGAUGGAUUGGAUCGCAGUAAGACACAAAAGCGAUAAAAUGCAAAAAACAAUCGUCAAUCUUUCAUUAACAGGAAACUACUUCUUACCUGCAAAUCAAGCAAUUAAGGCGUUAACAGAAUUAGGCAUACAUGUUGUAGUCGCAGCCGGAAACUACGCAAAAGCGAACGCAUGUAAUUUUUCUCCAGCUUCGGCUCCAGAAGCAAUUACAGUAGGCGCGACGAAUAUAACCGAUCAUAUUGCACAAUUUUCGAACGGAGGUAGUUGUGUAGAUGUUUUUGCCCCAGGCCAAAAUAUAACGUCUACAUGGAACAAAAUCGAAGAGAUGCCUGUACGAAUUAUGUCCGGUACUAGUAUGGCUGCACCACACGUCGCAGGUGUUGUUGCUCUAUUGAUUAGUCAAUACGGAAAUAAAUCGCCUGCGGAAAUGCAGCAAACCGUUAAGGAUAUGGCUACAAAAGGUGUAUUGAAAAAUGUCGCAGAGUAUCCAAAAAAUACGACUAAUGCUUUACUUUUUGUUUGUUAA